Drosophila subpulchrella is the source of this 717-nucleotide messenger RNA. RefSeq lists its product as uncharacterized. The record is from RefSeq and is a predicted model, not a curated record. Bases 104 to 592 code for a protein of 162 amino acids. NCBI's taxonomy places the organism in Eukaryota, Metazoa, Arthropoda, Insecta, Diptera, Drosophilidae. The transcript has a single exon.
CCCCAGGUCAGUCUCAGCGAAGUCGGCGUUCAGUCUGGUUUUGUGGAUAAGCCAAAGGAACCGAAUAACACAGAUAUACCAUAUAUAUACCUUACACAUCGCGAUGAAUAGCUUGCAAGGAUCCCUAGUCCUGCUCCUGCUGGCCGGAGCAUUCCUGCAGAGCCGGGCGGGACUUUUCGAUUGCGAGGAUAAGAUUCCCGGACUGGGCGAUGUGAGCGACAAGAUAUCGGAGAUCACGGGAAGCAGCACCAGUUCGGAGCACGAGGUGCGGGACUUCUUCAAGAACGUGGGCUGCCACAUCAAGGAGGGGGCCAAGAAGCUGGGCGAGAAGGCCAAGGACCUCGGCUCGGAGCUCAAGGAGGGCGCCCAGAAGCUGGGCGAGAAGGCCAAGGUCCUGGGCAGCGACCUCAAGGACCGCUUCGACGACUUCCGCGACAAGCUGGCCAAGGACUCCGCCGAGGAGAUGAGCAAGGAUCGCGGCUUCCUGGCCAACGUGGAGAUCAUCAACCCGGACAUCCUCAAGGGCGAGCAGCAGUGCGGCCACGGCCACAUCCUGGAUGCCUUGGGCAACUGCAGCAAGUUGAGGAAGUAGUCCUCCGGUCGAGUCCUCCGCCUUGCCCCCUCCUCCCCUAAGCGCUUAAGUUUUUUUAUGAUUUUUUUUUCGUGUAAAUAAAAAUGAAAAGUGAAAUACACACCACGUUUCUUGGAAUAUUUAAA